Molecule: messenger RNA, 1266 nt
Organism: Onychostruthus taczanowskii (white-rumped snowfinch)
Lineage: Eukaryota; Metazoa; Chordata; Aves; Passeriformes; Passeridae
Gene: SLC35D3
Product: solute carrier family 35 member D3
Exons: 2
Coding region: 1-1266 (421 amino acids)
Cellular component (GO): Golgi apparatus
Molecular function (GO): antiporter activity
Source: RefSeq, a predicted model, not a curated record
AUGCUCCGGUGGCGGGGCCGGGCGCGGGGCGUCGCGGUGGCGGUGGCGCACGGGCUGUGCUCGGGCUCGCUGAACAUCCUGCUGAAGUUCCUGCUGGCCCGCUACCACUUCGCCUUCCUGACGCUGCUGCAGUGCCUCAGCAGCGCGGCGGCGGCGCUGGGGCUGGAGGCGCUGCGGCGGCGGGGGCUGGCGGCGCUGCCGCCCUUCGGGCCCCGCCUGGCGCGCCCCUUCGCCGCCGUGGCCGCCCUGGCCACCCUGCAGUCCACCCUCACCCUCUGGUCGCUGCGCGGCCUCAGCCUCCCCAUGUAUGUCGUCUUCAAGCGCUGCCUGCCCCUCGUCACCCUGGUCACCGGCGCCCUGGUGCUCCGCGACGGCAUGCCUUCGCCCGGCGUCCUCGUCGCCGUCCUCAUCACCACCUGCGGCGCCGCGCUGGCCGGAGCUGGUGACCUAACUGGGGAUGCUAUGGGCUAUGUGACAGGCGUGCUGGCCGUGCUGAUACACGCUGCCUACCUGGUGCUCAUUCAGAAAACCAGUGUAGACAGUGAAUAUGGACCCCUGACAGCUCAGUAUGCCAUCGCUGUUUCGGCCACCCCUUUCCUCAUCAUCUGCUCCUUUGCCAGCAUGGAUUCCAUCAACGUCUGGUCCUUCCCAGGGUGGAAGGACCCUGCCAUGGUAUGCAUCUUUAUUGCUUGUGUCCUGAUUAGCUGUGCCAUGAACUUUACCACCCUUCACUGCACUUACAUUAACUCGGCUGUGACCACCAGCUUUGUAGGGGUGGUGAAGAGCAUAGCCACCAUCACGGUAGGCAUGGUGGCAUUCAAUGAUGUGGAGCCCACAAAGUUAUUUAUAGCUGGUGUUGUGGUCAACACCUUGGGGUCUAUCAUUUACUGCGUGGCCAAGUACGUUGAGACCAGGCGGCAGAGCAACUAUGAGGACCUGGAGAAAGAAGCUAGAGAAGAGGAGGGGAAAAGGCAGGCUGGAGACCAAGCUUUGUUUGCCAUGGAGAAAAUUUCUCAGGGGAAGGGGGCUGAGGAAGCAGCAGUGGAAGAAUCAUCCACAGGUCAGAGACAGAGUGGAGAGGAAGAGAAGGACGUCACUGAGAAAUCAGCCAAGGCACUUGUGGUUCAGGAAAAAUCCACCAUCACACAAGAAGUGAACAGAAGCUCGCUGAAAGAAGCCUAUCUUGGAGUAUGGAGGUUGGUGAGGGGUGCUAAUUAUAUAAAGAAGGAUUAUUUGAUAGAAAACGAAGAGCUACCAAACCCUUAA